AUAAAAUAAUCCUCUGUUUCCGCUGGCGUCCCACUCCCACCCGGCUCUCGUCGCGUCCUGUGGUAUGGCGCCGCAGCGGCCUCGGGCGCUCCUCCGACGACCGCUCCCCUCCUCGUAACCACCGUCCGUACCCAUCCAAACCCCGCAGACCACCACGGCCGCCACGGCAAGCGUAGGAGCAGCCUCUCUCUCCUCGAUUGGGUCAGCCAUGGCGGCCGCACUUCUCGCCGCCGCGCCCUCGCCUCUCCCGCCGGCAUCCUGGAGACGGAGGCCUCUCCUCGUGGCCCCGCCGCCCGCUCUCCGCCGCCUCAGGGCUCCAGCCUCCGCUCCUCCCCGCAGAGCUCUCGCCCCCGUCGCCAGAGCCGCGCGCGGGGCGGCGCCCGCGCGAGGCGGCGGUGAGGCGACGGAGGGGCUGGGCCAGGCGCCCCGCGACUGGGGCGCUCUCCCGAGGCGUCUGGUGCUGUUCGCGCUCCUGGGAUCCGCUGCUCUGCUCGGCUGCCGCGGCGCGGCGCUCGCGGCGGCCGAGGACUCCAUCAAGGCGUCCGGGUUCGGGCUGCGGGUCGCGGCGUCGCUGCGGAGCCUCGGCUGGCCCGACGACGCCGUCGUGUUCACGCUGGCCACGUUGCCGGUGCUGGAGCUGCGGGGAGCGAUUCCGGCCGGGUAUUGGAUGCGCCUUCACCCCGUCCGGCUCACCGUCCUGGCAGUUUUGGGGAACAUGGUGCCUGUGCCAUUCAUCAUCCUCUACCUGAAGAAACUCGCAACUUUCCUCUCGCAGAGAAGCGCUUGGGCGACCCGGAUAAUGGACCUCCUCUUCGAGCGGGCGCGACGGAAGGCUGCGCCCGUCGAGGAGUUCCAGUGGCUCGGGCUGAUGCUGUUUGUCGCCGUCCCGUUCCCAGGCACGGGAGCAUGGACCGGUGCCAUCAUCGCGUCCGUCCUGGGCAUGCCGUUCUGGUCAGGCUUGUCCGCCAACUUCGUGGGAGUGGUCCUCGCAGGGUUGCUGGUAAACCUGCUCAUGAACCUCGGUCUGAAGUACGCCAUUGGCACCGGGGUGCUCCUCUUCAUUGUAUCAACUGUCAUGUGGGGUGCCCUUCGGGGUGUGAAGAAAUCGUUGAAUACGAAAUGAUGCUCUAGCUGAAUGAAUCCACACUGAAAUGUUUUUGGUCCGUUAAGAGGAGUUUAUUUAUAAUAACCCUUGCGAGGCCCGUUUGAUCA
Messenger RNA from Aegilops tauschii subsp. strangulata, 1212 nucleotides. RefSeq lists its product as uncharacterized. Lineage: Eukaryota; Viridiplantae; Streptophyta; Magnoliopsida; Poales; Poaceae. The record is from RefSeq and is a predicted model, not a curated record. Gene Ontology annotation, cellular component: chloroplast.